Molecule: messenger RNA, 2459 nt
Organism: Biomphalaria glabrata
Lineage: Eukaryota; Metazoa; Mollusca; Gastropoda; Planorbidae
Exons: 14
Coding region: 162-2459 (765 amino acids)
Source: RefSeq, a predicted model, not a curated record
AGUUUUUAUCCUAUGAACAGUUUGUUAGUGGCUUUGUCUUUUUUUCCUUCCUGGUUGUCCGUUGCUGUAUUACAGUCAGACUGUUGUGUGGACCUACUAUGUUUUGAUGGGUAAUCAUUUCUUUGAUGUGCUGGUGACUUCGUUCCUAUGUUAUUCUAAUCAUGUUGAUUUUUUCUAUACUAUGUUUGCUGUUUUUCAUGGGAAAUACAUUUGUCUUAACGCAAGGUUGUGAAUCUGGUUGGUUUGGAGAUAAAUGUCAAUAUCAAUGCCAUUGUGAGAGUACAUGUGACACUUCAGGAGACUGCACUGAUAAUAAAUGUAGUCCUGGAUGGUUUGGUUACAAGUGUCAAUAUCGUGAUCUGGUGCAUUUGUCGACUCGUAGAAUUAAUAAAAACACAGUAAACAACAAGAAUAAAACUUGUAUAGAAUUAGAACACCAAGAUAACAUAACUCUCCAAUGGGACAACUUGUACGUCUUUACUUGGCUGAGAAUAGACUUUUAUAAUGAAAUUCCAGAACUCAUCACUGAUCUACAAAUUCUGUUACGGCAAGACACACGCAAAUCUUCAAGUUACGUCCCUUGUGAGAAUAAACUCUUCUAUAUUGUGAAACCACAGACGAUCGAUGUGAAAUGUGAUUUUAAUGGAACUUUCAAAGAGCUGGUAUUAAAAGGAAGGACAAUCCAGUCGAUUUGUACUUUAAAUAUCAACGGAGGUCGAAAUGUUGCUUUAAAACAAAACACAACUCAAUCAGGUAUUUAUAUCUAUGCAACUUAUACAGCAGAGUAUUCCAACAGUUCUAACGCAGUGGAUGGGAAAGCUUUGUAUAAUUUCAGUCAGAGAAGUUGUGCUCACCCAGACUCUCGUGAGAAGAAACAAUUUUGGACUGUCCUCUUUUCUCCUCAUGUUGUCACGGGAUAUGUUCUCUAUGACCGACAAGACAACUUUGCAAAUUUUAAAGGAUUCCAACUUACUGCUUCCUCUGGGAGUAACAUACAAUUUAAAUAUAGAGACGUGACUAGAAAUGGAGAAAGCAAAAUCUAUAGAAUCGCUGAUUCCCAAAAGAGUAUAGUUACUAAUGUUACAAUUGAUAGAGACGAUGUACUGAAUGUUUGUGAAGUCGAAGUUUAUGGAGAAUGUCCUCCUGGAACAUGGGGAUUAAAUUGUUCUCAGUGCACGGCACAAUGCCCUCACAAUUGCCAAGUGGAUGAUGGAAGCUGUGAAAUAAAAUGUCCAGGAUUUAUUAACCCACCUUUUUGUAAUCACACAUGUGAAAGCGGAUGGUUUGGAGAUGGAUGCAAAUACCAAUGUCACUGUAAAGAAAAAUGUGACACUUCAGGAUAUUGCACAAACAACAAGUGUAGUGGUGGGUGGUUUGGUUACAAGUGUCAAUAUCGUGAUCUCAUGUACUUGGUAAACCUUGAAGCCAAUAAAGUAAUAUUUGACAACAAGGAUGACACUUGUAUAACAUCCAAGCCUGAUUCAAUCAUAAUACGCUGGAAUGAGUCUUACGUCUUCACUUUCCUCAGAAUAGUCGUCAAAAAUGAAUCAUAUAUUACUGACCUAAAAAUUCAGUUUCAAAAGAUUGAGAAACAAAGUACUCAAUUUCUAGCCUGUCAGAAUCAACGAUUGUAUUUAGUCGAUUCUAAAACGAUGGACGUUUGGUGUGACUUAAACGACACAUUUCAUCAACUGACACUAACAGGGAAAGCCAUACUCUCGCUGUGCACUAUAAACGUCAAUGGAGGUCGCAAUAUUGCUUUAAAACAAAACACAACGCAAUCCAGUACUUAUACGAGUAAAAAUUACAACAACGAUGAUGCACGAAGUGAUAACGCCGUAGAUGGAAAAUCAAGUAAAAUGUUUUUACAGUUCAAAGAAAAGAGCUGUGCUCACACUGCUGCUAAAGACAAAAACUCAUUCUGGAGUGUACAAUUUCUUCCUCAUUUAAUAACUGGAUAUGUUAUAUAUGACAGAAUAGACCCCAAUACUUUUAAUUUGAAUGGAUUCACUUUAAGUACUUUUCCGAAGACUGACGAAUCAUUUUCCUUUGAGGACACUGUUUUCGAUAAGAGAAAAAUUUAUCGAUUGGUAGAUCCAAGAAAAAAUCUAGUUUCAAAUGUAACAAUAACUAGAAAAAAUACCCUAAAUAUUUGUGAAGUUGAGAUUUACGGAGAAUGUCCAACUGGGACCUGGGGAUUAGCCUGUACUAAUUGCUCUCAACAGUGUCCUAAUGAAUGCCACAUUGAAGAUGGACGAUGUGUCAAUUUAUGUCUGGGUUUUACUAAUCCUCCUUUUUGCGAUGAACCAUGUCAAAAAACAGAGUAUGGUAUUAACUGCACCAAGCAAUGCUCCAGCAGCUGCAAGAACAUGGAAUGUAAUCCACAAACUGGUGAAUGUCUUGAAUGUAGUGGAAAUGGAACUUACUCAGGAACUUGUGAUAAACGUAAAUUCUUUUAA